Molecule: messenger RNA, 4053 nt
Organism: Culex quinquefasciatus (southern house mosquito)
Lineage: Eukaryota; Metazoa; Arthropoda; Insecta; Diptera; Culicidae
Exons: 2
Coding region: 1-4053 (1350 amino acids)
Source: RefSeq, a predicted model, not a curated record
AUGGUCCAGUGUGAUACGUGUGACGCGUGGCAUCACAACAUCUGUGUUGGAGUAUCCGAUGAGGUCAUGUACGAUGGUUGGCUCUGCCCGAAAUGCGAGUCCGCGAAGGCAGCCCAAACAAAGAAGAAGACGAAGAAGGAUGCUCAGCAGAAGAAGACCAGCAGCACGAAGGAUAAGAAGCCCAAAAAAGAGGACAAAAUCUCCAAGGACCAGAAGAAGGUGGCAAAAUCGGAUAGGCAAACGAGAGGGCGCAAGAAGGCAGACGAAACUAAGCCAGCAAAAGUAGAAAAGUGCACAAAGCACCAGAAAUCAGCGGUGGAAAAAAGAUCGCCGAUCGAUGCAAGGUCGAUUGUGUCCGGCACAUCGCGCCGGUCAGAGAUGACUGUUUUGGAACUGCAGUUAAAGAAGCUGGAAGCGGAGCAGACACUGGUUGAAGAAGAGAUGCGGAGGAAGAAGGAGAUUUUGCAGAAGAAGUUUAGCGUGCUGGAACAGAUAGCCGAAGCAGAAGAACGUCGAAGCGAACGCGAGAGUAUCGGUGGGAAGCAGCUAGAUUCAGUGUCCAAAGUGACAUCGUGGCUUGGUGGGCAUGCAUCGGGUAGCCAGCGUUUGAGCAAGUCAACGAGCAUCCGAUCGCGUAAGAAGUCAAUGAGUAAUUCCAGCAGUUCGAGUUCGUCGAAGUCCGAAAGCUUAACAACAAGCAGUUCGGAAUCGAGCUCGCAAUCCACCGCGUCAGAAACCAGUAGUGCUGAGUCGACCAGUUCGGAAGAGGAAAGCGGGCAAAAGAGUCCGUCGGACGGCAGCUCGAGCUUGGGAAAAUUGGAAAGAUUCAAACCAAAGAAGAAGUCCACUCCGAAGAAGAAAGCAACAUCAAAGAAGAAAUCGGCAAAAUUUAGCUCAAGGCGUCAGUCCAAAACAUCCAGAAACCCCAGUAGCCUCACACGUGACCAGAUAGCUGCCCGGCAAGUUGUCCCGCGUGAUCUGCCGAAAUUCACGGGAAACCCCGAGGACUGGCCGAUGUUUUUGUCAACGUAUGAAAGUACGACGAAGAUGUGCGGCUAUACAGAUGAGGAGAACAUGAUACGGCUGCGGAAUUGUUUACGAGACGACGCACUCAACACCGCUCAGAACUCGUUGAUGCAUCCUUCGACUGUGUCGAAGGCGAUUGGGAUACUGAAGCUGCGAUUCGGACAGCCCCAAAUGAUCAUCAACUCCCUGAAGGCGAAGGUGUUGGGAAUGCCGGCGAUCCAAGCGGAUGCGAUGGACAAGCUGAUCGAACAUGCGCUGGCGGUACAGAAUCUGUGUGGCACAAUCGAAGCAUGUGGAAAGAACGAGUACAAGCGAGACGUGACAUUGCUUAGUGACCUGGUGGGUAAACUGCCACCCACGCUCAAACUUGAUUGGGCGAGGUACCAGAGAGGAGCAAAGAAGGUGAACCUGUUCGUCUACAGCGACUGGAUCUACGCAAUUGCCGAGGACGCUUGCCUAGUCUACAACGCACCGGGAACCAGCAAGAAAAACGAUCCCAGUGGAAACGUUAGAAGCAAAGCAUUCGUGAACACGCACUCCGAUCAUUCGUCGCCGGAAGUACCCAAACAGACGACGCUCGACCCUAACCGCAGGGUUAACAGGAGCGAAGGGAGUUCUUCUGGAUUGAACAAAUGCUGCCCGAUUUGCCAGGGUGAAUGCAAGAGUGCUGCUAAAUGUUCAAGAUUUCUUGAGCUGUCAUACGACGCAAGGUGGUCGGCAGUGCGAGAGCUGAAGAUGUGUCGCAAAUGUCUCAGACAACAUUACGGAAGCUGUGACGCCAAACCUUGCGGGAAAAACGGCUGUACCUUCAAGCACCAUGAGCUUCUACACAAGGACCUGAGAAGUACGGAUGAACCAAAACAAAGCUCUAGUGGGCCCACUAGAGAGGAAAGUAACGUUAACACUCACCUGUCAAGUUCUGGCGCUAGAAUGUUUCGCUACCUACCGGUGACGUUGCAUGGACAAGAGAGGAAAGUUGACUGCUACGCAUUCCUCGACGAUGGCUCGGAGCUGACCUUGAUUGAUCAGGAUCUGGUGGAGGAAUUGGGAGUGUCGGGAACCUCAAAGCCGCUUUGCCUAAAGUGGACCGGAGGAACACAUCGCUACGAAGCCGAUUCGCGCAGCGUUGACGUCGUAGUCAGCGGUCACUCAAACCAAAAGUUUAACCUGGACGGCGUUCGCACAGUCAAGGAACUGAAGUUACCUAUUCAAUCGCUGGACGCAGCUAAAUGGAAGUCAAGUUUCCCACAUCUUCGCGAUAUCCCUGUAGCCUCGUACGAGAAUGCCCAACCACGCUUGUUGAUUGGCCUGAAACACGCCAGUGUUGCGCUCGUCCGCAAAAGUCGCGAAGGCAAAGAAGGCGAACCGAUUGCCGUCAAAACACGCCUUGGAUGGACGGUCUACGGCGGUAGCAGCAAUCCAGUUCGGGAGGACAACGCGUAUCCAACGUAUCACGUCUGCGAGUGCAAUCCGCCGUUUGACGAAAGUUUGCAUCAAGCUGUAAAAAACUUUUUUAGUAUCGAAAGUUUGGGCAUCUACAAGCCGGACAAGUUGAAAGUUUCAAAACAGGAAGAGCGGGCGCAAACACUUCUGCGGAAGCUGACACGGCUCGAUGGCGAACGGUACGAGACGGGGUUGUUAUGGCGCUACGACAAUGCUCGCCUACCAGACAGCAAACCGAUGGCGAUGCAACGAUUGAAGUGUCUGGAAAGGCGACUGGAGCGCGACCCGGAAUUAGCUCAAGUGCUUCACGAAAAAAUGUUGGAUUACAAGGAGAAAGGUUACAUUAGAAAGCUGUCAGCUGAAGAACUCGCAGAACAGCGGCAACGGAAGUGGUACCUACCUAUCUUCCCUGUGGUUAACCCUAACAAGCCUGGUAAGGUACGCAUAGUCUGGGACGCAGCAGCGACCGCACACGGCAUCUCCUUGAAUUCAAUGCUACUAACGGGCCCGGACGAGCUGACUUCCCUACCUGCGGUUCUAUGCCAGUUUCGUGAGCGACGAGUUGCCAUCUGCGGAGAUAUUCGCGAGAUGUUUCAUCAGGUACGCAUUCGUCCGGAUGACCAGCACUGCUUGCGUUUCCUGUGGCGAGAACGACCCGACGAAGAACCCAGCACUUUCGUGAUGCAGGUUAUGACCUUCGGCGCCUGCUGUUCGCCGAGCAGCGCACAGUUCGCUAAGAACCAGAACGCAGAAAGGUUUCGUGAGCAGUACCCUAAAGCGACAGAAGCUAUUAUCAAGAACCAUUACGUGGACGACAUGUUAGCGAGUGAGGAAACAGAGGAAGCUGCAAUCGAGCUGGCGGAGGCUGUGCGGCACGUGCACGCAGAAGGAGGGUUUGAAAUAAGAAACUGGCUGUCCAACUCACCCCGUGUCCUGACUGCGUUGCAGGGAGAAAACGUUGUGCAAAAGGAUCUCAACUUGGCACCAGAGUUGGCAACGGAAAAAGUGCUGGGAAUGUGGUGGGACACGUCCAAGGACUGCUUCACGUUCAAGGUGUCCAGGUUACGAUUCGAUGAAGCUCUGCUUAACGGAACUCGUCGCCCUACGAAAAAUGAGGUGCUGAGCGUGCUGAUGUCAAUAUUUGAUCCGCUGGGGCUGAUUUCCAACUACCUGAUGCAGCUGAAAAUCAUUUUGCAGGACGUUUGGCGCUCUGGGGUCAAGUGGGGCGAGCAGAUCAAAGACAAACAGUUCGAAGCAUGGAAAAGUUGGGUCAAAUUGUUACCCCUUUUGGAAAAAGUCAGCGUUCCACGUUGCUUCCGUCAAGAAAUUUCCGCAAAACCAGAAGUCGAUGUUCAAUUGCACUGUUUUGUCGAUGCAAGCGAGAACGGAAUGUCUGCAAACGUCUAUCUACGAUUCGAGGAGGAAGGCAAGGUUGAGUGUGCAAUGUUUUGCGCCAAGACACGGGUCGCACCGCUGAAAUUCCUGUCAAUCCCAAGGCUGGAACUCAUGGCUGCCGUCAUUGGAAUUCUCGAAAUGUUCUUGCGUGGCUUCGAUCAGAUCACCGCCGGUACAGCCCAUUCGUAG